Messenger RNA from Camellia sinensis, 5038 nucleotides. The record is from RefSeq and is a predicted model, not a curated record. NCBI's taxonomy places the organism in Eukaryota, Viridiplantae, Streptophyta, Magnoliopsida, Ericales, Theaceae.
UCUCUCUCUCACUCUCUCUCUCAGAAAUCUUUCCCAGCACUCUCUCUCUCACUCUCACUCUCUUUGAAGAAACCCUUAGCCUCCACGCCUGUCCUUGAUUCGCAACACCACCCUUGAAGACUCGAAAUUGGGGUUCACAAGAAAAGCUCAUACAUAUCGUAGGCACUGCUUGGUCUAAUUGGCGAUUUCUCAGUAGUAUUACAUUGCUUCGCUUGUUAUCUACUUCAGAGGGCUCCCUUUGUGCUUGCUGUGCUACUUCUCAAAUCCAAGAAAUGCUAGCAUAUAGGUGGGCACUGUUUGGUCCAAUUGGCGAUUGCUCAGUAGUAUUACAUUGCUUCGUUUGUCAUCUACUUCAGAGGGCUUCCCUGUUGUGCUUGCUGUACUGCUUCUCAAAUCCAAGAAAUGCUAGCAUAUAGGUAGGCACUGUUUGGUCCAAUUGGCGAUUGCUCAGUAGUAUUACAUUGCUUCGUUUGUCAUCUACUUCAGAGGGCUCCCUGUUGUGCUUGCUGUACUGCUUCUCAAAUCCAAGCAUCUGCGGAAGAACAAGUUUAAAUGGCUGAGCCAGUUGUUUCUGGUAUUUUGGGGAAAUUCGGGCAAUUCUUGUUUGAUCUAAUUAGAAGUGAAUUUGAUCAUCUGUUUUGCUUCGACACCUAACAUUCAAAAGCUUCAAACUCAAUUGAGGGACCUGAAAGCGACUAGAGAAGGGGUUCAGCUAUGGGUCGUAGAAGCACGCAACAAUCUGAGAUCCGUUCCUGAAGCUGAUACAUGGCUGAUUAAAGCAAAUAACAAAAUUGCAGAGGCAGAUACAAUUAUUGAAUCCGAGGCCCGAGUUCAGACGGGAUGUUUGAAUGGGUGGUGUGGGCCCCGUUACUCACUGAGUAGAAAAGCCGCGAUCAUGAUUCCAGAUCUUGUCGAUCUUCAUACUGAGGGCAUCAAGUACACUCAGUUGUCCCACAGUUCACCACCACCAUCCAUCCAAGCUCUACCCUCGACAGGAUUCAAGGGGUUUGAGUCUCGAAAUUUGAUUGUGAAGCAAAUCAUCGACGCUCUGAAGGAUGACGAGAUCAACCUGAUUGGGGUAUGCGGGAUGGGGGGAGUGGGCAAGACAACAAUGGUCAAACAGGUUGCCAAACGAGUGGAAGAAGAGAAACUCUUUAAUAAAGUUGCAAUGGCAGUUGUCAGCCAAGAGCCAGACUUCGUGCAGGUUCAAAGUUGUAUUGCAGAAAUGUUGGGUUUACAACUUGGCAUGGGGAACACAAUGGUACGAUCACGUCUGCUACGUUAUAGACUUCUACAGAACGAUGAGAAAAUUCUAGUCAUAUUGGAUGACAUUUGGAAACAAUUUGAUCUCGAGGACUGGGGAUUUCCUUCGGAAGGAGGCAGCAACAAGAGUUGCAAGAUCCUUUUCACUUCACGAAAUCGAAAUCUAUGGAAACGAAUACAAAAUAAAAGGUACAUCCAACUUCAGGUCCUAGUGGGUGACGAACCAUGGCAUCUCUUUAGAGAGACGGUAGGCGAUUGUGCUGAGGACCUUGAUCUGCUACCACUAGCAAAACAGAUUGUAAAUGAAUGUGGAGGUUUACCACUUGCCCUCGUAACUAUCGGAAGGGCUCUUACAAACGAACGCAACCAACGUCAUUGGAAUAAUGCGCUUCAACAACUAAGAACCCCUUCUUCAGAAAGUUUGUCGUCAGGAUUGCUUGCAAAAGUGUAUCAAGCUCUAUAUUUUAGUUACAAUUUUCUAACAGUUGAGAGGGCCAAGAAGCUGUUUCUGCUCUGUUGCUUGUUUCCAGAAGGCUUUAAUAUUCAUAUUGAAGAUUUGGUUAGAUACGGAAUCGGAUUGCGGUGGUUUAAAGGCAUCGACAAAGUGGAUGAAGUAAGAGAUCGAGUGAAUGUCUUUGUUGAUUGCCUUAAAUGCUGUUAUUUACUGUUGGAUGGUGAUGAGGAGGAGCAAAUAAAAAUGCACGAUGUAGUGCGUGAUGUCGCCAUAUCAAUUGUGGCUAAAGACAAGCAUGGUUUUAUGACAAUCCAUGGUGCCAAAUCGGGAGAGUGGCCAAAGAAGGCUACAUAUGAGCUUAACACUUCCAUUUCGGUGAUGUCAAAUGAAAUUGUCGAGUUUCCAGGAGGAUUGAGAUGCCCAAAACUUGAGUUUUUACUAAUAGAAUGCCAGAAUAAUUAACUAAAAAUACCAAGCAAUUUUUUUGAGGGCAUGCAGGAACUCAAAGUUUUGGACCUGAGAAUCACGGAAGACAUCUCGUUACUGCUGUCAUCACUGCAAUUCUUGAGCAACCUGUUGACAUUACAUCUUGAUUACUGUCAGAAGUUUGAUAAUAUAUCUGUAAUUGGAAAGCUAUUGAAUCUGGAAAUUCUCAGCUUUCGUGGAUCCAACAUUGAGAAGUUGCCCAAGGACAUAGGAGGACUGGUUAAUUUAAAGUUGUUAGAUCUGACAAGAUGUCGUAAACUUAAAAGAAUAGCACCUGGUGUCAUAUCAGCCCUAGUCCAAUUACAAGAGUUGUACAUGGGUGGCUGCGGAAUCAUUUGGAAACGAGAAAAUGCGAGCUUGAGAGAGUUUGAAUCCUUGUCCAAUUUGAAUACUUUAGAGAUUAUUAUAAAAGAUGUCGUGUGUUUGCUAAGAAUCCCAUUAGUCAGAAAGCCUUUGGGUCUCUAUCCUCAUGGCACAUGUACUAUCACAUUAGAAAGCGGUGGGAUCAUUUCGUUGUUCAGGAGUACUGCAGUUCUAGAAUUAAUGGGGAAGGAUUCGGAGGAUGCAGUGCAAGAGUUGUUUCGAGAGGGAGUUGAAGGACUCCAACACUUGACGGAACUAGUAAUUCGUAAUUGUGCUACACCAGAAUGUCUUGUCAAUACAAUGGAAUGGGUCCCGCGUACACCUAAUGCAAUUCCUCCUAUUCUUCCUAUCCUGGAGAAAUUAAAGCUGAGAAAUCUACCCAAUUUAAGAAAGAUAUGGCACUGCCAGCUUCCAACCGGCUCUUUUGGAAAACUAAAACAUCUUGAAAUAGAGGAUUGUGAUGGAAUGGAAGAAGUUAUUUGGAAGGAAAAAGGAGUUGUCAAUACAAUGGAAUGGGUCCCGCGUACACUUAAUGCAAUUCCUCCUAUUUUUCCUAUCCUGGAGAAAUUAAAGCUGAGAAAUCUACCCAAUUUAAGAAAGAUAUGGCACUGCCAGCUUCCAACCGGCUCGUUUGGAAAACUAAAACAUCUUGAAAUAGAGAAUUGUGAUAGAAUGGAAGAAGUUAUUUGGAAGGAAAAAGGAGAAGAUGAAGCAACAAGCAAGAUGGAGUUUCCAGCAUUAGAAUCCGUGAUUUUGAAGAGUCUACCAAUGCUCAUUGGUUUUUGCAGAUGGACUGACGAGAUUGAGUUCCCUCAAUUGAAGAAAUUGCAUCUAGAGUAUCUACCACAACUCAAGUGGGUCUUCCUCAAUAGCAGUAAUCCGUUUUCAGAGUUAAUGGAAAACCACAAUGCUACCUUCCUAUCUCUUUUCCCUGACAUGGUCGCCUUGAAGGAAUUGCUUAUUUCUGGGGUGCCUAACAUAACUGAGAUUUGGGGCAAGCAAUUUCCCUCCGAACGGAAAGUCAACAAUGGCCCUAGCUUGGAGUCAUUAGUUCUCUGUAAUCUACCCAAUUUAAGAAAGAUAUGGGGCAAGCACUUCCAACUUCCAACCGGCUCUUUUAGAAAUUUAAAACAUCUUGAAAUAGAGAAUUGUGAUAGAAUGGAUGAAGUUACUUGGAAGGAAAAAGGAGAAGAUGAAGCAACAAGCAAGAUGGAGUUUCCAGCGUUAGAAUCCAUGAUUUUGAAGAGUCUACCAAUGCUCAUUGGUUUUUGCAGAGGGACUGACGAGAUUGAGUUCCCUCGAUUGAAGAAAUUGCAUCUAGAGUAUCUACCACAACUCAAGUGGCUCUUCCUCAAUAGCAAUAAUCCAUUUUCAGAGUCAAUGGAAAACCAUAAUCCUACCUUCCUAUCUCUGUUCCCCGACAAGGUCGCUUUCCCAACCUUGGAGGAGUUGCUUAUUUUUGGGGUGCCUAACAUAACUAAGAUUUGGGGCAAGCAAUUUCCCUGCGAACGGAAAGUCAACUGUUUUGAGAAAUUGAUGAAUGCUGUUCAAUCCAAUAAUUCAAAAGUGAAAGCAAUGGCCCAAGAAAAGAAAAGAAAUGAUGAUGUCAUUGCAUUCCCUCAACUAAGGACUAUGAGACUAGACAAUUUACGUAACUUCGAAACUUUUUGCUGGACUAGUAGUUCAAAAAAACAAACCUUGUUCAACCAUCAGAUUGCAUGCCCCAAAUUGAGGGUAUUGGCCAUUGGUUGGGUGCCAAACAUAACAGAUGUGUGGGACAGGAAAUUACACCCAAGACGGUCUUUUUGUCAACUAAGAGAGGUGAGGAUCGACGGAUGUGACAAACUGGUGAAUGUGAUUCCGUCCAAUAUGCUCCCACGAUUGCAGAAUUUAACAAAACUCUCUGUACAAUACUGUCCAAUGGUGCAAGAGAUAUUAUCGGAGAAAUGAGAAGAAAAAGCAGAUGCAGGAGCCAAACAAAAUACCAUCUUGUUCCCUCGACUAAAGAGUCUUGAACUUGGAUCUCUGGAGAAUCUGAAAAGUUUCUGUACCUCUAGACUAGCAGCACAACACUUCUUCAAACACCCGGCUGCUUUUGCUGCCUUGGAAGAAUUGCACAUUUGCAACUUGCCUAACAUAACGGAGAUUUGGGGGAAGCAAUUACUCCCAGUUCCAAAAAUAGACGCACAGUCCUUCGAACAAUUGGCUGUCGUGAAUGCCACUUGGUGUGAAAAAUUGGUGAAUGUGAUUCCUUCGAGUAUGUUUCCAAGGUUAAAAAAUCUAAAAUCAAUUUAUGUAAAAAGUUGUCCAGAGAUGGAAGUGAUAGUCUCGAAGAAAGCAAAUGCAACUGUCAAUGGCGAUAUCAUUUGUUUUCCUGAGCUAAGAUAUCUGUCAAUUGACAAAUUGUACAACCUCAAAAGUUUCUGCAGCAGCUCUCCAAGUUCGGAAGCACAACCGUUGUUUAAUGACCAG